AUGACUGAGGAAAUAAAAGUAACGUUUGUGAUUCCAAAGCAUUAUCAAAAUGAAAAUGAAUGCCCAGAAGAAAUGCAACUAGCUUUUAUCGUUUGUGAACAGCAUCGUGGGGGUGGACUUCAAGCACAAUGGGUAAACGAAAGUAGCUGGGAAAAUUUCAGUGGUUUAACUAAAAGGGAUGUAUUUGUAUUACAAGAUUUUGAAGGAGAACUCUACGAACGAUUGAGAACUACCAAAUGUUUAAUUGUUGGGCCACGCUGUUUGUCAUGCUGCCUGACUGAAGGUGUCCCUAUACCGUCAGGUCCGGAACCAGUAUAUACUGUUGCUAUGAGAGGUCUGGUUAUCACUGCUAGUGGAUUCACAAAACCUAAGAAAGACAAUAUAAGGAAAAAGGUGCAACGGAUGGGCGGAUUGUAUAGCACAGUUUUAACAGAUGACACAACUCAUCUAGUGUCCGACACAGUCCUGUCUGAUAAGUAUAUUAAAUCAGUUGAAAAAGGCAUACCAGUAAUGUCGGAGAGUUGGGUGGAUGCAGUAUGGGAAAAAUCAUUGCAUUUGAAUGUCAAUGGCUCCUCGCCGGACUUCUGUGGUCACAAGUUGCCUGUCUUUGCCAAUUUACAAGUGACCACUUCAGGGAUACCCAAACGUGACAAGCAGAUGGUGAUGAAACUUGUCAAUGAGAAUGGUGGCACAUUUUCAGGGGCAUUUCAAAGUGAAACAACGGAUAUUGUUGUUUUGACAAAAGAAGGGGUAGGCAGUGAGAAGUACAAAGCAGCAUUAGAGUACGGCAAGGCUUGUGUUCUGCCCGCGUGGGUAAAAGAUUCGGCUAUGAAAGGCGUAGCCUUGCCUCUAGCUCAGUACAGAGUCGCCGGAGCAUCCACCUCCUCCCCACUGGCUGAACAUCGCUUACCAGACAUGAGUUUAAAUUUUUCACGUAUCACAAAUCUGAGACCUCCCAGCAAUUUUGUUGAUGAAACUAGGUCUACGGAUGUGUCCACAAUGUCAGGAAAAAUGAAGUUAUCGCAAGAAAUGUCUUCAAAAAAAAGUGAUACAAGUAUGGACAAGGAUGUACUGGCUGCAUUUGAAAAUUUCGAUAUGAGCGACAUUAAAAAGGCAGGACCAAUAUUUGAUGGAUUUUGUAUAUGGGUGUGCGGGUUGGAGGGCGUGUACCGCGAGCGGGCGGCCGCGUGCGUGUCCCGCGGCGGCGGCGUGCGGUACGACUGCCCGCACGAGCGCGUGACCCACUGCGUGGCGGGGUGUCACGCGGCCGCGGUGGUCGCCCGUACACGGCUGCCGCACGCGCCGGUGCUGUCGCCGCUGUGGCUGCUCAUCGACGUUAAACCGGCGACUCCGAUGAAAUCCAGCGCUCGUAAGCCGAGAAUCGAAGCCGCAUCUCCUAUGAGCAAGCGCAACUUGCAGCUACUGAGGCGUGGGCCUCUAGAUCUGCCUCCGCCGACUGUCGAAGUAGAGGAACCGGUUCAGGAUGAAAUUGUCAAUCAUUAUUUGAGUCAACCCAUGCCAGAGCCAGGGUUAGAGCCGUUAAAGGAAAAAUCCGAACCUGAACAGCCUACAACAAAUACAACGAAUCAACGGUCUGACGUUACAGAUUUCACACAAGAACCUACAGAAGAGAUAGAGCAGAUAUUCAGGGGGCUUAAGAUAGAGGUGCAGGGGUUGGAGGAGGAGGCGAUCUGCGAGGUGGGCGCGGAGGUGGGCGCGGCGGGGGGCGCGGUGGUGGCGGCGGGCGCGGGGGGCACGCACGUGCUGGUGCCGCUGGACUUCGACCGGGCGGAACUCGUCACCGCUGGCGCCGAAGCGGUCACCGUCUUCUGGCUGAAAGACUGUUUAUCGCAGCAGGAGUUAGUAGACAUUCAGUACUACCACAGACCGGUGAAGGUUGCCCAGUGGAAUGACACGCCGCCUCUGAAGGGGGUAGUAGCAAGUCUUAGUACAUACAGCGGCAUAGAGAGGGCAUUCCUGGACGAGUUGGCCAAAUUACUAGGCGCUACCACGCAACUUCGCUUCUGUAGACGAAAUACAGCUAAUGCAUUAGCGUCGACUCAUCUUAUAUGUCCCACUCCCACUGGGGAUAAGUACUUGGGCGCGGUCAAAUGGGGAUUGCCCGCCGUCAAAGCGACGUGGCUGCUCCAGUGUGCAAAGGAAGGCAAGAGGGUGAGCGAGAGGGAAUAUCUAGUCGGUGACACCAAAGCUCCCCCUUCACCAGAAAAACCUAAUAAGCCUAUAGAAGAAGUAACGGACACAACAGUUAAAGACAAAGAGAAUGAAAUGCUACCACCGAUAAAAGCGGCGGUACCCAGAAGACUCUCUGUGCCCAGUAGAGAAGGCACGCCUAAAAGCAAAAACUUAGAUCCUGAGGACAUGUCGCCCGCGUCGCGUUAUAUCGCGAUGGCACGUCAAGGUCUACUCGGUAGCGACUCACAGGAAACCCCCAAGAGAAUGCAAGACUUGAAAGAAGAUGCGAAACAAGGCGCUGUCCAGCCCCAACCUGGCGCGGCUGAGCCCCACCACGCGGCGGCGGCUGCGCGCGCUGCGCCAGGGGGAGAUGCCCUCCGACCCCUUGACAAAAAUCCGGACACGCCGGACAGCGCGUUCGGCGCGGCGUUACGGCCUGGCUCCGGCCGCCUGUCGCCGGACGCACGGAAACGGCUCUGGAAAUUCGUCAACGAUCUGCCUAGUAAAGAGCAGACACCAAAAGAAAAACAUACGCCUCUAUCGGAGAUACGCAACAGAUUCCUGGCGCAGUUCAACGGCGAAUCGCCUGUACCUACAUCCGAACAUACUCUCGCUCCUAGGAAAUUAAACCUUCAGGAAGAAGCUGAUACGCCACCAGCGAAAAUGCCAAAAAUAUCAGCAGAACAAAGCGCGGGCGGCGUGAGUAUCGUCGCAAGUGAGGGGGGGGACAGGAGCUCUAGCAGUUCUAUGGGCGCGGUGGACGCGCAGCUGCAGCGGCUCAGCGCCGCGCUCAGCCGCUGCACGCCCCGCGCCCGCCGGAACAGGGACUCCACACCCGUGCCAGUGGCCCCACCUGAAACGGAGCCGGGACCGGAGUCCCAACCGAACACGGUCGGAUGGGACGACACCACGCCCGCCAAAAUAGUAGAGAUGAUCCAGUAUCUAGGCGGCGAGGUAUCUGACGGCGCCGAGUUAGAUCCCGAUGUGACACACUUGCUGUGCGCCGCGCCCGGGCGCAGUGAGAAGAUGUUGGGGUCCAUAGCGGCGGGGAAGUGGGUUCUGCACCCGGCCUAUGUGGUCCGGAGUAGAAUGCACGGGAAAUUCUUACCGGAGGAAGAAUUCGAAUGGGGCAACCCUAAAGCCAGUUGUCUACCGCAACUGAGUGCGGCGGAGCGUAUUCUUGCCCGCGCGGCGCACCGCUGGCGGGGCGCGAGGGCCCGCGGUCUGCCGGGCCCCUUCGCGGGCGUGGCCGCGCUGCUGCACGUGCCGCCCCCGCGCCGCCACCUGCUGGCGCGCCUGCUGGCCGCCGGGCAGGGCCCGUACAACGAUGAAAAUAUAACUGUCUGCUUCGCGGACGUGAAACGUUACCCAUUGUCGGACAGAGACGCUUCAUGGUUGAUCUCAAAAAGGAUACCAGUAUGUGCGCCGGUUCUUCUUAGCUCAUACCUGACAGAAGAUACGCCCCCAAACCCUGUAGAACAUUGCCUACCUGAUUUUAGACCCAAAUAG
Molecule: messenger RNA, 3702 nt
Organism: Diatraea saccharalis (sugarcane borer)
Lineage: Eukaryota; Metazoa; Arthropoda; Insecta; Lepidoptera; Crambidae
Source: the annotation of a GenBank genome assembly